AUGGUUCCUGGCCCUUCUAGUCCUCCUUGCAAGAAGCUAGGGCAGCAAAUUUGGAAAGCCCCGAUCCAUAAUAGAGUGAGGAAUUUCCUGUGGAGAGCUGCAAAGAACAUUUUUCCUACAAAGCAAAAUUUGAUGAAGAAAGGCAUCAGGUUAGAUUCCAUAUGCUCUCUUUGUAAUAAGGAUGUGGAAAAUGUUCAUCAUCUUUUUAUGGAGUGUGAGUUUGCAAAGACUUUCUGUUUUUCCUCUGUUCUAAGCUAUAGAACCCCAAAAAAUAUUGAGUUUAAUGACUGGCUUCUGAGUAUCCUCUCUUGUGGAGAUGUACUUAGUUUGCAAUUACUCUGUACCCUGGUGUAUAAAAUUUGGCUGAGUCGAAAUCUUAAAUUGUACCAAAUGAAGGAUUCAUUGCCAGUUACAGUUGCGAAGGAAGCGGUGGACAGUAUGGUGGAGUUCAAUAAUUGGAAUGUUGUUAGCAGAAGGGAGAAUUUGGAAAAAAUUGCUUCAGAGCCAAGUAAAAAGGAGAUCAUCAUCAAAAAAAUAUCAAUUACUGCUUGCAAAAGAGAAGAGGUUUCAGUUGAGGUUGCAGUGGGAGAGGAAAUGGCAAUCCGGUGGGGUCUAUACUUGGCAAAGGAGUUGCAGUUGGAAAGAAUAGUGCUAAAGACAGAUGCAAGGGUGGUGGUAGAUUGUGUUACUGAUGUUCGAAAGCUUGCAGUUUUGGUGCCUGUAGUUCUAGACAUUAAAUCCAUGCUAAGUUGUUUUAAUUUCUCUUCCCUUUUGUUUCAUAGUAGAAGUUGUAAUGUUGAAGCCCAUAACUUGGCUAGAUUUGCUUAUGUGGUAGGCUCUAAGUCAUGGAUUAGAGAGUAUCCAUCUAUGGAGGCCUUCUCUGAUGUACCAAUUGCUGUUUUAUUUCAUUAA
This is a messenger RNA of Vicia villosa (hairy vetch), 912 nucleotides long. RefSeq lists its product as uncharacterized. Lineage: Eukaryota; Viridiplantae; Streptophyta; Magnoliopsida; Fabales; Fabaceae. Bases 1 to 912 code for a protein of 303 amino acids. The record is from RefSeq and is a predicted model, not a curated record. The transcript has 2 exons. Gene Ontology annotation, molecular function: nucleic acid binding; RNA-DNA hybrid ribonuclease activity.